ACUAGUGUGUUCUCAAAAUGGCAGACGGGUUGUGUACGGAUGAUCCGAUCGGAGAUGUAAUCGAAAAAACUGCAUCGAAUGCCAGUGACAAUGCCGUAUUAUGUGAGACAACUGACAGUAUAACAGAUUCUGGUGGUGAUAAAGUGAAAGACUUUUUGAUAAAGAGUGAGAGUGGUGAGAUUUUUGAUGAUUUAUGUGCUGGUGCUGGAGACGGAGCCAAACACGAAGGGAUUUUGGAGGAGGACUGUAGGAAAAAGAGAUGCGUGGAUAGAUACGACAGCUCCGAAUCUUCUGACAGUGGUGUGGCAGUCCUGAGCUGCACCGACUGCAGCGGAAGCAGUACGGCAUCAAGCGACAUCACCGAUCCCGGAUCACCGUUCAGCACAACUUCGAGUCAUUCAGAGGACUCUGGGUCUGGCUCACAACCAGCUAAAAUGCCACCGACACAAACUGCCCAUCAUCCACCUUGGCCUUGGACCGCUGACGAGGGACCCCCUUGUAAACGGUCACUUUUAGACAAAACUCUAACAACAGCUGCCUUUCCUAAAACCCUUAAAUCUGCCACCGCCGAGGAACAACCUAAGAAGAAACCGACAGGUAGCGCUACGCCCUUCAUCACUAAACCGAAUUUCGUUAAAAUCGUCCCUUCUAUACCUAGUCCAAAUGAUAAGUUAGUUAAGAAGGGCGAUUCGCCUAGAAUGCAACAAGGAAAAAUCACGGAAUAUUUUAAGUCUCAAGUCAAAUCUAACGGUAUUAAAAAAGAGAUUCUGAACAACAUGGUUAAGAAAAACGUUACGCAAGUUACAAAAACCUUGGUCGAUCAGCAAACGCAGUUCAACAGUUUGAAGACACCGAAUCGCAAGGAGAUAAAGAAACCCAUCAAGAAACCAGUGCAAUUAAAGGUGAAAAAAGUAGCACCAGUGACAGUUCCUAGAAAAAUACUCCCAGCUCCGAGCAACAUGACAGACAAACUUACCAUCAGCGAUCAAUUGAACAGUCUGGCUAAGUUCACUCCAACGGUAACUUUAACAGCAUUAAGUUUUCCUCCUAACUAUACGUAUCUUCACACCAAGGGACCCAAGCCACCCGAGGCUCCGAUAUUCGUUCCGCAAUACGCAACUAUCGCUAACGAUAAAUUACCUCUACCUAUAAUAAAUCGAACACCAUGUUUGAACGUGAUACAACCAGUGCAAAAACUUACUACAAUCAACAACUUCAAUUGUGUCAAAUUAAACGCUACGGUAGUGCCUAUAGUUAAGGUGAACCCGAUGCCUUCUAGGUUAAACACGUCCGUAAGUCCUCCGGUAAAUCCUGUAAGUCCGGUACCGUCUCUGAACACAAGCCCGAACAUUGCGAACGUGAUGCCUUCGUCGAAUGUGCCGAAUCUUAGCGUGGAGACCGGCAUUCCCACGGUGCUAUCAGCGAAGCCGAAGAUAGCAGAUAAUGCCGUAUCCCCUAUCGUACCGUUGGUCCCCCAACAGCACAAUGAGCUUAAUGUGACGAACACACCCCUAGAAAACGUGCGUGUUAACAAUUCACGGACUGAGGAGCCACAUAGGACAGAAAAGUGUACGCGAGAAGAGAUUUUCCGAGACGAUUCGAAGGAAACCUCUCCUACGCCUACUACAGACUCGGAUAGUGGUAUCUCCAUAUCAACUAAAGAGUGCUUAGAAGUGUUUAUUAGUGAAACAGUAGUAGUAGAGGAGCAGAAAUCGCCGAUUUUAUCGAAGCCGAAGACCAUCCGGUUUCCUUGUAAGCAGAUUGAGAAGGAAGAAGGGAAGUCUCAUCAGCACUCCACAGAUGGUCAAUGUAGAUGGGCGGAAUGCAGUUCUUGCUUCGACACCAGUGGGGCCUUACUCGAACACCUACAGGUAAAACAUGUGAUAUCUCAAGCAACUCAAGAACACUAUGUGUGCUUAUGGCUAGGCUGUAAAGUUCAUGGUAGGACUUCUUGCUCAAGAUCCUGGUUAGAAAGGCAUGUGUUGGCGCAUGCUGGAACGAAACCUUUCCGUUGCAUUGUCGAUGGAUGCGGCCAAAGAUUUAACUCACAGUUGACGUUGGAGAGGCAUGUCAACAGCCACUUCAAUUCGGACGGUAGCCCGAAUAACAACCUGAAGAAAUCACCAGAGAACACCUGCAAGCUAUUCAAGAGGAACGGGAAACGGAUAAGGUUUAGAAGACAACCAUGGUCAGCACGGAUGUUCGACUUUAUCGACUCUGGAAUAAUGGAAGGUCUUCAGUUCAAGCUUCUUCAUCUAACGCAGAAGAGAACCCUAGGGAAGAUAAAUGAACCAGGCAAUUCGGUGCAUCUGCAAAGCGAAAUCUUGGCGAGACGGGUGGAAACGGAUGGAUGUGUUAAAUUUCUUCUUAGAUGGCAUCCCACCGACAUCAUUGAAGAUGAGUGGGUGUCAGAGAAAGAGUACAAACCGACGAGGGUAGUGUCGAUACCGCACCUGCAGCCAUCUUCGAAAACCGCCCUCAGUCCCUCGCUGUUCAGCCCCUCAAACGAAGAAGUGCAACCUAGACAGAAGCGUAGUCGUAAGCAGAUUCCCAAGCAAACGUGAUAUACUGUUGUUAUUUAAAAUAAUUAAUAUUUUGGAGCCUUUGUAUUUAAUAUAGUUAUUAGAGUAAUGAUGUCAUAUUUUGAUGCCAAGAAUUAUUGACAAAUUGACGAAAUAAAUAUAUUUGUAAUAAAAAAGUUGUAUAUAAGAAAAAUUGAAUUAGAAUUUAGAUGAGAUUGUUUUACUUUUAGCUCAACAUGGUGUUAAUCGAUGUUUAAUAUGUUUGAUGUAGACAAAACAUCAAAUUAUUUCAAAAAUAUCACUUUUCUAAAAGUUCUUUUAAUUUAGUACUAAAAGUACUUUAAGGGCUGUUAAAAAUGUUCAUAUGACAAAGCAUCACCUGACUUUAACUAUGCUGGUUGUAGUGUUCAGAGGUUAGACCUAAACACUACAACCAGCAUGGUUUUUUGAGGUGGAAAGAAAGUGACAAUUUUUAAAUAAUUCACUUUAUUUCCUGACUUUACCAAAGAAGUAGUAAUAUCAAGUAAUUCAUUGUUAUUACUACUUCGUCGGUAACCUUUGUGAUCCUUGUAUAAUUUCUGAGAAUUUGAUGCCAAAAUGUUUCAUGGUGUAUUUAGAUACAGGUGCUAAGGUCUAUCAUCAGUUCUAGUCAAACACGAUCAUUGUAAAAGUAGUGUAUUCAUUUAGAUCAAAUUUGUAGAUCUUUUCAAAAUUCUACAUAUCAACUGUUGAAAGGUAAAAGGUUGUAACCCACAACUUUUUUGAUUUGUGGAUGUGUGAAUAUUAUUUUCCAUUAAUUUGUAGAUCAAUAAAUAAUUGAUGUAUAAAUGAAUGAAAAAAAUUAUUAGGUUAAUUCAUCAUCAAAUUACUUAAAUACUUCCCGAAAAAAGUUGAUUUGUGGGUUACAACCUUUCACCUUUCAACCGUCGAUAUUAUUAUUCAAUAAGUCUAUAGGUCCUAGCUAAUUGAACAAUAAUUUUCAGGCAUAAUUAGUAAUUUAUAUAUUAUGAAUAUUCAUCAACAUAAUCCUCCAUCUAGGUGAUAAACGGAUUCCACAAUGUGGUGUGUGAUUCCGCAACAAUUUUGUAGAACUGUUUUCCAUUCAAUUCUUCAGCAUAAAUUAAUUGCUCAUUUUGUGGACUUUUUGAUACUCUCAAAGACAACUAUAUCCAGAGGUUUUUUACCCCAUUUAACCUCUUUUAAUACUCCUCAAUACCUCUGUAACAAUUAGAUGCCUGUUUUGUAGAGCAGUUCGCCUCCAACUCCUCAGUUUUCGUAUACAUCACUCAUUUUCACCCUUUUAGUUCUACACUGAUCCCAAUCUUGCAAUGAGAAGCUUGUCUUGUAGAAUGAACUUAUCAAUUUUCAUAAUAAACAGCUUUUGGAGAAUAUUUUGUUAUUUGUAAGGACACAACCUGUCGGCCAGGGGAAACAUUACUUUUUUACCUUAUUUAAACUGCUUGCAGAUGAUACACUGAUCCCCCAAUGAUUUUCUAACAAUUAGAUAUCACCUUUUAACUUCUCAAAUUUCGUUGUAAGCAUCUUGUUUUGUAGUCUUUUUGAUAUUAUCAUGGCAUACUGUCAGUUAUAUGGUUCAACUUCUUUGACUAAUUUAACCUCAGUUACUACAUUAAGUAUAGUUGGAGAACAACCGUUCCGGAGAUAUAACUUCCCUAGAACACAUUCCAAUCAUUUUUCUUUGUGAAAAACCUCCUGCGACCACAUUUUGGUUUCUUUUGCUGAGCAAUUCAUAACUUCUGAAAAAAAUACGACAAUUUUAUCGAAUUUUUGACAAAUGUCUGGAAUUAUUAGCAAACUACACACAUUCUCACUUAAUACAUUCGUUGCCACUUAUAUCCAGUCACUUUCGUACGGAGCCAAUACGAAAAAACCCUAUUGAAUCCCACAUGUUGUGAACGCCAAAUGCGUUCAGUGGCACCUGACUCAAGUAGCACAAAACGCCUUUUGGCGUCAGUGGCAGCGAAUGUGUUAAACAACUAGUAUCCUGAAGAAUACCAUCAUCUGUUAAAGAACUGUAGCUCACUUGAAGACAUUUCAGUCAUUCUUCUUUGUGAAAAACCUCCCACAACAACUGUUUGACUUUUAUUCAGUCUUUAAAAAGACACUUUCAUUAAUUUUUUGAUAAAUUUCUGGAAUUAUUAGUAUUAUGCAAACAUUUUCACUUAAAAACAACUAGCAUUUUGAAAAAUACAAUUAUUUUUAAAGGGCUGUAGCUCACUUAAAGGACGUUUCAUUCAGUUUUUUGUGAAAACAGUUUCUGCACAUACCUUUUAACCACAUUUUGGCUUUCUGUUUUGGGUGAACCAAAACUUCUGCUUAAAACAACCUUAAUAUUAUUAUUUUUUUUAAUUUCUUUGAUUAUUAGCAAAAUGUUGAGUAAACUUUCUUAUUACAAAAUUUAUUGAACGAUCAAAAUAAUUCAACUCGAAAGUUGAUGUAAUUAUUCUAAGAUAUCACCAGCAAAAAUAUAGGUUUAAAUGGUCAAUAAUUGUACUGAUUUUUUACUGUGUACAAAUUAGAGACACUAAUUUAUUGUGAUAUAUUAUUAAUUUUUAAUUGCGGAAUUAGCGGUUGGCAAGUCAGGCGCACAAAUAUUAGCAAUAUAUAGUUAGUAAGCAUGCUUCGAUCGGUAAGGCAUGGACGAUUUUUUUAGACGAUUUUUUAGUUCGAUAUUCGAAAUUUUAAGUAAUUUAACUCAUUCCGGUUGUAAUGAGGGCGAAAAAAUUACAAAAUAUUUAUUAUUUACAAAUUCCUAUGAUAUUUCUUGACUCGAAAUUCAAAAAUGUAGUAAAAAAUUGAAAUAAAAUCUUUUGGAUCAGUAAAAACAUUUGUUACAUAGUUAAAUGUUCAGUAAUAUUCUGUAUUACUUUUUAAAACCACCAAAUUUAUGUAUAGACCAUGUCCACUUCACCAAGAAAUUAACGCACCACCUUAAAAAUAAAUAAAUAAAAAAGUUAGGUACUUUAACAACUAGCCUUGUUUUUCAUCAGUACAGUGUGUUUUUAAAUGAGUAUGGCUAACUUUAAGAAGUAAUUCUGCAUAAAAAAAAUUAUAGUUUUCUUUAUAAACGUAUGUGCGCAAAUGCUUCGUUUCCGAGAUAGGGGGUGUUGAAAUUUUUCUUACAAACUGACGAUUUUUAUUGAUUGUUCUAAAACCGGUUAAUAUAUGCAAAUGAAAUUUGGUAGGUUUUAAGAGAUGGCUAUUGCGCAUUUUUUGACCUGCAAUCAGUAAUUUUAUAUUCACCAUAGGCGCACAUACGGGUAAUAUGACUUAUCAUAUUACCCAUAUGCACGGCAAUGGUGAAUAUAAAAUUCUUAAUUGUAUGUCAAAAAAUGCACAAUAACCACCUCUUAAAACCCAUCAAAUUACAUUUUCAUAUCUCAGCCGGUUUUAGAGCAAUAAAUAAUUCGUCAUUUUGUAAGAAAAAUUUUUAACACCCCCUAUCUCAGAAACGAAGCAUAUGCGGACAUACUUUUAUAAAGCAAACUGUCAUUAUUUUUUCAUGCAGAAUUACCCCUAAAAGUUAGCCAUACUUAUUUAAAAACACCCUGUAUUGAUGAAAAACAAGACUAGUUGUUAAAAUACCUAACUUUUUUAUUGUCCAACAUAAGCCAAUGAAUAAAAAACAGACUGUUAAGAAAACAUGAGGCUGUAGUUGCAUUUUGGCAUUUUGAUUGGUACACCCGGUAUACAAUGACAAUUUACCUGUCUAGCAACAAUAUUAUUACAACGAUAUUGUUAAAGAAUCAGGCUGUAACAUGUUAUAAAAAUCACUUAAAUCGGACAACAGGUUUAGGAAAUGCGAGACAUUAAAAUGACCAAUUUUUCGGGUGGUGCGUUAAUUUCUUGGAGAAGUGUACUUUUAAAACCUGGCAAAUCUUUUUAUCUACAUACAUAUAGAUUGUAUUUUUAUUAAUUUUUUUAGAUUAGAAACAGUCCAUACAUAAACAUAAACAUAAGCUUCAAAUGUGUCAAAAGUCUGAAUUAUAACCUCAAAAUAUUCCAAAAUGUAUGGAUUUGUGUCACUUCUACAUGUUCCUUAAGGAUUUUAUAGCAAUUAUUACAAAUAGUAAUUAUGAUAACACAGGAAUUUGUAUUAUUUUUUAGGAAAAACAUAAUUUACCAGUUGUGUUCCCCAAGAGGCUAAUAUUUCCGAACAGCUCCAUCGGCUGCCAUUUUUGUGUUCCCCUCUCGAUUUGUACACGGUAUCCAUUGCAAAAAGGAUCAAAGGUUCGAUUGAUUAUUUCCUAAAAAGGAGUAAUUUGUAAAAUAUGGUACAUGAAUGUGUAAAUUUGUGAGUCUUUCACUAUGUAAAGUUAGGUUAUGUAUAUGUACAGUAGCGUAAGGUAUUUCAGUUGAGAGAAACUGUUCGUGGUUUUGACCAUUUAACAACCAGCCUGAUAUCACUGCCAUUAAUGUAACAAUCUGGUUGAGUAGUUGGUUAAACCUUCCACCUAGAUUAGACUUUUGGGACUUGUCAAUGAAUGUGAGUUGUCUUUUUAAUUUACGUUAGCAACAGGAGUAAUCAGAGAAAUUUUCUGACAGAUGUCGCCACUGUUAGGUUAUACGACGUUGGGUAAAUUUCUUUUCUAUAAUUUAUUGCGAUUUUCCCACUUUUAUGACAAACCUAUCCUAUACCUGUUAUAUAUUUGUCUUCAGUAACAUAUAAUAAAUUUUAUACAAGAAAUGUAGACGAAAUCAUAUAAUAUUGUCGAACAGAGAUGUACUUAACCUAACAUAACGUAAAUGUGGCUCCUGCACGAAGAAAAUUUCCUACUGAACACCACAAAAUACUUUUGAUUCAAGAUAGUAAAGUUUAUAAAACAAAAAUAUACCAAUGAAGGACCAUUGUAUAUUCAUUAGCUGUUACAAUAAACUUUACACUUUGAAAUAUCUUGAAGAAGUCGUAGUAGAUUUUAAGAGAGCAAAACCAUCAUUGACAACUUUCACAGUAUGUAUUUGUAAACUUUUUUAGUAGUAAUUUUUUUGUGUGUUCGCAAUCUUUAUACAAAAUAAUAUUUUUAAAUAAUUAUACAUAUAUACAUAUAUAUGCUUUUAAGAAUUUUUUUAGUUAGUUAAUUUUUUGUUACAUUCCUGUUUCAUCCUCUUUUUAUUAUUUAUUGCGACAUUUUUUAACCUUUCACUGUUAUAUUGGAUAAGUUUAAACUUGUGAUGUCUGGUUCACGUUUAGUCGAGACUAGUUUGGAGAGUCAAAUAAGUUAAGUUGAGAUUGUAAGCGUAUGGUAAAGAGAAGGGGAAAUGUACAGAUUUUUUUUUCAAAUUGUAUACAUAAGAACACAAAUCAACACAAAAAACUACUAACUAAAAUAAAUAAAGUCUUAUAUGUCAAUUGUCAAAUAUAACUGUCGUCUGUCAUUUGUCACCUACCCUAUGCUUAUAUUUUGAGACCCAUAUAUGUAGCGCUUAAGCGUAGUUCCGUAGUUCUACCUUAUAUCCCGACUUUUAAUAAAAAUAAAGAAAUGCAAUUAAGACAUUUUUUAAGUUUAUUGAAUGAUGAACACGCUAUUUCAUUAUGUAUUUACUUCAUUUAUUUCAUUAUUUACCUUCUAUUUCCAUGUUCCUAAGUCUUUGUAAGUAUCUACUGUCUCUAUGACAGUAUCUUCAAUAAUCAAUUUGAUGUUUGCAUCUGUUUUAGUCAUGAUCAUACAUUUAGUUUUCUUCAAAUUCAUCCUCAGUGCGUAUUCAUGACAGUAUGGUGGUUGGGGUAGUUACCCCCUAUGAUGGGGUUGAUUAAGUCGAACACUAUUACCAGAUAUAUAUUUAUUUAUCAAUACUAACUAUACCAGUAACGAGUUGGUGGGCAAAGUCUAUACUCUAACUACUCGAUGUGUAAAUAAUGAAUAAAGAAUAAAGAGUGAUCUGCAAUACUUUCUCCGUAUCUAUAAAUAAACUUGUAAUUGUUUUUAUUAUGAUUGCCGACACCGAAUCGACCGUGAAAUAUUAAUAAUAUCAAAAUAGCUGACUAGGGCGUUCUCGAAACGAGUGCCCUACAUUGUGACAUCAAUGUCACCUAGUUAUUCUACUAUAAACAGUAAUGUUUGUGUAAGACCUUUAAAAAUUAAAUCGAUAUCAGUUGUUCUAAAUUUUUUGGAUGCUACUCUAAAUCCUGUACAACAGCAAUCGUCAUUAAGACGUUGCAUUAUAUUCUGUAAAUCAUUGUUAUAUGUAAAACUUCUCCAAUGAUAGAUAUACUUUCUGUUGAAUCUGAGAGCGUCUAUUUAAAUACCGCUUCAUUACAGAGACCGAAGAGGAGUGUAAGUAUUUUGACAUCUGCUGUUCUGGUUUUUAACCCUUUCGAUGCGGCUCUCUCUCCGGCGAUACUCAUGCCCCAGUGCGGCUAUUUCUGACGUCAAAACGGUCGGCCGCUUUCGCGCUAAAUAAUGCGACUAAAUGAUUCUUUAUAACGUUGUUUUAUAUAAACAAAAUAAUUGGGUAAUUAUUUAUAAUUUUUUUUAUUUUUUUUUGAAACAAAAUAAAUUUUACAAAAAAAUACAAAAACGCUAUUGUUUAGAAAAACUUAGGAUAGAAAGAUAGAUAAAACAAAUUAAAAAAUUAUUGCACAUAUUUUUGCAUUCAAAUUCAAUGUAAACAAAUGUUAACAAAACAAAUAAAAACAAAAAAAUUAUCCAUAACAAAAAAACAACAAAAUUAUCCAUAACAAAAGAAAAACAAAAUUAUCCAAAACAAAAAAUAAAACCAAAUAGUCAUUUGUUAUGUAGAACUUACUUUCUAAAAAUGUUUGAUGGUGUGAAAUCUUUCAAAACAAUUCACAACACAUAAAGGCACAUUGCACUCACGGCACAUAAAACUUGUUUCUUUUCUUUUUUUGUUUUUGGCACACACAACACAUUUUCUUAGUCCAACUUUCCUACUUGUUGUGGGAGGUACAUGCGACGGAAAAUGCCUACAAGUAAGCCGCAAUGGAUUGUCGUCGACUGAUCUUCGACCUGCUGACGUGCGCAUUUUCCCCUUGUGAUUUUCUUCCACUAUCUGUUGGAUGAGUGUCAGUUGAAAUUCUGCCAACGAAGUUUUAGUUUUUGCUACUAUAUUAUUCAAAACGUUUGCAUUGAGCAGAACCAUAUCCAUAAGGUGAAGGAAAACUUUUUUGUACCAUUUCGCAGUUUUUCGGACGCACUCUACUGAACUCAGUAGCAUGUCCGUCUUGUCUACUGCACCCAUAAACUUAUUGUAUGCAACAAUACACUGGGGUUUUACAAUUGUCCUCCCAGUGAGGCGAUCUUUUUUACCAGUUUCCAUACCGGUGUUGUUAUGUAAGCUCGUAAGCAUGUAUACUUCUCGUUUAUCACAAUAUUUUAGCGACAACAAUUUGUCAUCACUUCGGAAACUCCAUUCUCCUCUCUGAAGCUUUUCUGCCAUUUGCGGCAUAUAUUUUCUAUUUUUCCGCACAGUUCCACACGCAUUUGUAGCUCUAUUAUACAGCCAUACAAACAGACUGGGGCUUGUAUACCAAUUGUCACAAUACAAAGUAUGACCUUUAUCCAAAUAGCGUGCCAAAAGCGUUAGCACCACAUCGCCAGAUUUACCCAAAUUACAAUUAUUCGUUUGUAAGUCAGUUGUUGCUCCAGUAUAGACAACAAAAUCGAGAAUGUACCCAGUCACUGCGUCGCAUAAAACAAAAAACUUUACACCAAAUCGAUGUCUCUUCGAGGGUAUGUACUGUUUGAAAAAGAGUCGGCCUUUGAAAAGCAAAAGGCUUUCAUCUAUGCACAAUUCUUUAUGCGGCUUGACAGCGUUUCGGAAAGCAUCACGUACGUGGUCUAUUACUGCUCUAAUCUUGACCAAACUGUCGCCGUUUUUUGGCAGAUUGUUGUCCGAGAAAUGCAACAUUCGCAAAAUCAGAAAAAACCUGUCACGCGACAUAAGCUCAGAAAAUGCUGGAGUAGAUAAUAGUGUGUUUGUUGACCAGUAUUCACUGAGGCGCAAUUUUUUUACACGAGGCAUCAGAUAUGUAAUCCCAAAAAAUAACCACAUCUCAUUGAAAUCUGUAUCUUUCCAUUUCUUCAAACGUGACUUAGCGGAUACUUCCACAUGUUCACAAACGUAAAUAUAAAAUUUGUUUGUUUCCGUAACUAUAUGAUUUACUAUAUUGUCCGUAAAAAAUACUUUACAAAAAUCCAAAGGUUUAUUUUCAGCAGUCAGCCCAUCAAUUGUGCAACCAACCUCUGACGAGUCAAAUGCAAAUGUUUUUGGUAGAAGGUCUUUUUUUUUCCAGAGAAAAUCGUAGGUAUUAUUCGAUGUUUGGUCUUCGGGCUCUUGAGCAACGUCCAUUUCUUCAUCGGAAUCUAAAGCAUUUUGCGUAUUUUCUAUGUAUUCGUCUUCACUGUCGCUUCGAGUAAGAAUUUCAAGUAACUCUUUUUCAGUAUAAAACUGCCCCUUCUUAGGUCUUGGUAACGCUUUUGAAGGCCCCGGUUGCUGCUCGUCCAUUAUUUAUAAAAACUAAUAGGACGAUACUGAUGUAAAAAUGAUGCAAUACUAAAGUAAAACUGAUAGAAAUCGCAAUGUUUUCGUGUUGGGACAAGCAUCGGCAAUGAGUGAAUAACAACAUCUAAACGCAGACGUAAAGAGACCGCCCACUACUCAGCAAGCGCUAGCCCCGCCUUGAAUUACCCACAAAUGAACACGUGCGCAGGAAACUGCAAUUGUCGGCCACAGCACUUCACGGCAAAUCAAAAUAACUAAAUGACGUCCAUAGCACUGUAGGCACGGCAAAUCAAAGACGUCAAAUGACGUCCGCAGCAUUCAAAGGGUUAACUAUUACUUUUGCAUUUCGAUUCCAAUAUAGAUUUGAUAUAAUUUUCAUAUCAUGACCGUCAAUAUUUUUGUUUUUUCUGAAAUCUACAAGCUUUUUAUGUUAAACCUUAUUAAAUGCCUUUUCGAAGUCUACAAAACAAGUGCAUGUCGUGAUUCACGUCCAUGCAUCUCUUGGCCAGCACACUCAAGCCUAACAAAGCAGCUCUUGUGCCCAUACCAUUUCUAAAUUCAAAUUGUAUGUCAGUAACUUCAUAUUCAAGAGUUUUAACAAUUCUGCUGUGUAUUAUUUUCAAAAUAUUUUUAGUAUGUGACUCAUGAAAGCGAUUGUUCUGUGAGCAGGUUCCAUUAUAUCAAUAACAUCUUCAUCAAUGAGUUUUAAUAAUUCGAUGGGCACAUCAUCUGGUCCAGUCGCUUUGCCCUCAUUUGUGUUUUUGAUGAUGUAGAUGACUUCUCCUAAUAUUGGUGAUAUGGCAUUCUCUGGGAUUUCUAAUGACAGUUCUUCUCUUUCAUCAUUAGAUAGUUGUUGGAUGUAAUUGGUUCAGUGACUGUCGUCUAUCACUUGUUAAUUGUCACUUGUCAUUGGAUAUUUCUACUGUUCUGAGGCUAUUCAGUCUGUUAUAUUAUUUUCAUAUCCAAUUUUUGCAGUGAGGAGAAGGGGUGAAGAAUAAAAUAAUCAAUGGUUGGAAACUGUCGAAAGCUCAAAGGGUUAGAGGAAUUUUGUCUGUACUUCGUCUAUCUUCUUGUUUUUCUUAUAUACCUUUUCUUAUCUUGUGUAUAUUAUUAUCAUUGUUCAAUUCUGGCUAAUUUUGUUGUUGAAAGUUAGAUAUGUUCCGUUGGUGGUUUACGGAAACAAUUAUAAAAUUAGAGUAAGUGUAAAACAACGAACAGUAAUAUAUUUAUUUAUUUUGGGUAAACAAGCGUGCUUCGUUUAUAUCUCAUAAGGGUUUGUUAUUUUAGCGAGGGUGUGACUGCGCUGCGUGCCCGCUGUGUCCAUACUGACCGAGACCACAACACUAUUAUGUCAUCAUGUAUGCGGUUCUACCAUGUGGCCAGAAAAGGCGAUAAAUUAUUAAAUCUGUCGUUUUAAAAGCUGAGAACCUUUCUGUAGUUUUUAAGAGGUUGACAUAAAGAGCGCGGCCAAUCUGGCAAUUUGUGUUUCCCUAAAAAAACCCUUAAUUUUAUACAAUCUGGUUUUGUAUUUUAGGAACGAAAACACAUGAAAAACAUUAGACGUAUUCUUUCGUUUUGAGAAAAGUUAAUAUUUAAAAUUAGCAAUUAAAAAAUAAUAAAUGAAGCGUGUCACUAUAGAUAUGUUAGACAUUUGACAAUGACGUUUUAUAUUUGACAUGAGAUAUGUCAAAAGUCACAUUAAAAGCACUUGAGGGCAUUUUUUUGACAAGAAUUUUUCAUUUUUAUAUUAUUUACCACUUCUACUCUUUCUAACUUUACAAACGUCAUUUAAUAAAUAUUUUAGUAAAAAUAAGUAGAUGUGGACAAAAUGUUGAUUGUUAUUGUCGAAAUAUUGUGAUACAACGUAGAAAAAGAUUCUCAAAGUGUCCUUAGAGUGUAAGGUCAAGCAAUAAUCGAAAACUUUGCCACCAAAAGUGACAAAAAUCUCGUUUCGAAUAAUUAUAAUUUAAAUUUGAGGUUAAAUACACAAAAUUAUUUCUGUAAUUCGACAAUACAAUGACAUUCUGUCUAUUCUACUGCAGUACUAAGUUUCAAUUGGUAAAAUAUUCGAAGCAGAGUACCUUUCUCUUUAUUUGUAUAAAGUAGUAGUUGCUGUGCACUGUGAAUAUGUUAAUCGAAUCCACUCUAUAUUAUACUUUAGUGACAUAUGAUACAGAUGUACGAGUCGUUUAAAUAGAUGAGAUAUAGAAGUUUUGACCAUCCAAAACUCGAGCGAAUGUGAAAGUUCAAUAAUGAUUUUGAUUCUAUUGAAUCUGAAAACUUCACUGCCAAUAUUGUACUGCCGGCAAAAUCAUGACGCCCAAAUAUCGCUACGAAAACUGCGAAGCUUCCAGAUUUACAAAUUUUUGAAAUCUCAGGCAUGCGCGUAGCCGCCAUUUUUUAUCGUGUAAGGUAGUUACUUUUGGCAAAUGUACAAAAUUGAUUUAUAAAUUAAUUAUAGAAAAAUAAACUACAUGAUUCAUA
Molecule: messenger RNA, 13490 nt
Organism: Diabrotica virgifera virgifera (western corn rootworm)
Lineage: Eukaryota; Metazoa; Arthropoda; Insecta; Coleoptera; Chrysomelidae
Gene: jing
Product: zinc finger protein jing homolog
Exons: 6
Coding region: 18-2564 (848 amino acids)
Biological process (GO): regulation of transcription by RNA polymerase II
Cellular component (GO): ESC/E(Z) complex
Source: RefSeq, a predicted model, not a curated record